Messenger RNA from Microthlaspi erraticum, 819 nucleotides. The record is from the annotation of a GenBank genome assembly. NCBI's taxonomy places the organism in Eukaryota, Viridiplantae, Streptophyta, Magnoliopsida, Brassicales, Brassicaceae.
AUGAGAUCCUACGGCAAAGAGAAGAAGUUACGUUUUCCGUACGUUUUCAUGGCGUGUUGUUUCUUCCUCGCCAUCAUCGGCUUCACCUUCUUCAAUCUCUUCUCUCAGAGAAUCUUCAGCGAGAUUCCGAUACGAAGAUCCGUAAACCAAGAAACCAGAGAUGGUUCUGUCUCUAACAUUCCCUUUCAGGUUUUAAGUUGGAAACCUCGAAUAUUUUACUUGCCGAAUUUCGCAACCAAACAACAAUGUGAAGCUCUUAUCAAUAUGGCAAAGCCUAAGCUUAAGCCUUCUCUUCUUGCUCAAAAGAUAGGCGAAACCGCAGAGAGCAUUCAAAACGUUAGAACAAGCACUGGAGUGUUCAUCAGUGCUGAUGAAGACGAAUCCGGACUUAUAGCUUCCAUCGAAGAGAAAAUAGCCAUUGCCACUAGAGUCCCUAGAGAUCAUUAUGAAUCAUUCAACAUCUUGAGGUAUAAGCUUAGACAGAAGUAUGAUUCACAUCAUGACGUAUUAGAUCCAGCUGAGUAUGGUGCUCAAAAAAGCCAAAGACUCGCCUCUUUCCUGUUGUACUUAUCGAGCGUUGAAGAAGGAGGAGAAACAAUGUUCCCAUUCGAGGAUGAGAGAAACAUGGAUGGAAGCUAUGAUUAUAUGAAGUGUACUGGUAUGCGAGUAAAACCGCGGCGAGGAGACGCCAUUUUCUUCUACAAUUUGCUCCCAAACGGAACAAUUGAUGAAAGAUCUCUUCAUGGAAGCUGUCCUGUUAUCAAGGGUGAGAAAUGGGUUGCCACAAAAUGGAUAAGAGACCAACCAUAUGAAGAUUGA